CAUCAUCGGGAGAAAGUUCGCUGGAUUUUGGAAGCUUCGCAUACAAACGCAAAUCCGAUCCAAUCGAUGGUUUCGUUGAGGAGAUUUUUGUUAUCCCCGUUUUUCGGGGUCACGUUGAUCGUCGUUCUCGUCGCUUUCUUCUUCAGAUCUUCCCUCAGGUCUCCACAACACCAAAGACUCUUUUCUGCUGAGGAAUUGGCAUUGUACAAUGGCACUGAUGAAACGUUACCUAUACUCUUAGGGAUUCUUGGAUCUGUGUUUGACGUGACAAAAGGAAAAUCACAUUACGGUAGUGGAGGAGGUUACAACCAUUUUGCUGGAAGAGACGCUUCUCGUGCAUUUGUUUCCGGGAACUUUACAGGUGAUGGACUUACAGAUUCGUUACGUGGGUUAUCUAGCAGUGAGGUGAAGAGCAUUGUCGACUGGCGAGGUUUCUACUCCAGGACAUACACUCCUGUUGGGAAGCUUAUUGGACGGUACUACGAUAGCCAAGGGAAUCCAACUAAACAUCUGAAAGGAGCUGAAGCAAAAGCCUCGAGAGGUGCACAACUCAUGGAGAAACAAAAGACUGAAGAAGACAAGCAAACGAAUUGCAACUCACGAUGGAGUCAAGAUGAAGGUGGAGAGGUUUGGUGUGAUGUUGGUGUGCCGAGAUUGGUACAGAGACCUUUGGAGAUAGCAAUAACUGGUUCGAUGAGCAAACGUUGCGCUUGCUUUGAGGAAGACCAACUUGAUCAGUCUGGUUUGGAGAUCUAUAAAGGCUGUGAACCUCUUGCCAAGACUUGCAAAGUGUGAAUUUUGAUCACGAGACUUUGUCUUAACAAGUUUGCAAUAGCUAGUUUCUUCUUCCGUGAGCCUUUGUAUUCUUGUAUAGUACCACCAUAGAAGUCUUUUUGUAUGGAUGUAUCACGUGUAGUUUAUGUGUAAUUAAGCUAAAUGGCAAACAGUUUUAAUA
Messenger RNA from Eutrema salsugineum, 955 nucleotides. Its product is annotated as membrane-associated progesterone-binding protein 4. NCBI's taxonomy places the organism in Eukaryota, Viridiplantae, Streptophyta, Magnoliopsida, Brassicales, Brassicaceae. The transcript is spliced from 8 exons. Gene Ontology annotation, cellular component: endomembrane system; membrane. The record is from RefSeq and is a predicted model, not a curated record. Bases 67 to 795 code for a protein of 242 amino acids.